AUGCAUCUCUCAUCAUGUUUGCUCAUUGCCUGCCUCAGCGGCGUGCACGCCUUCUAUCCGUGGGAGCUGCGAGUGGAAGUCGGUACCGUGGAGCCAAUUCAGCGUCGCUUUAUGCCAUGGAGCUUGAUUGAAGCCAAGAUCGAUGACACUGUCACCAAGCCCCCCACUCUCGACCUGAAGAAGUACCCUGUUCGUCGCGAUGAUACUUACAAGAUUGUCGAGUCGCACACGCCUUCCAUGGCAGACAGUGCUGCGCUGAAUCAGGAUGGAACCGAUUACUCUUACUUCUCUACCGUGCUGGUGGGCUCACAGAAGACGGAAAUGUGGUUGGCUCUCGACACUGGUGCGCCCAACACAUGGGUCUUUGACUCCAAAUGUACCGAGGAUGUCUGCACACAACACCACACUUUCGACCGAUCUACCUCGACCAGCUACGUCUCCAACAGCUCGACAUUCAGUCUCGGCUAUGGCAGUGGCACUGUCCUUGGACAACUCGGAACCGAUACUUUUUCAAUUGCAGGCAUCGAAGUCUCGUUGGAAUUCGGCCAGGCCAACAAUGCCUCGGACACUUUCAAGAGCUACCCAUUCGACGGUAUCCUCGGUCUGGGUCGCUCCCACACAUCUGGGUGGAACCUCCCAUCCUUUAUGGAUCGUGUUGCGGAAGGAAAACACAUCAAGAACAACUUCAUCGCUUUCAGUCUGUCCCGCGCAGCAGAUGGUGACAAGGACGGGGAGAUCAACUUUGGCGGUCUCGAUACAACCAAAUACGACGGAGACAUUCAAUACACUGCCACCGACUCGGGCAUCUGGAACAUCCCCUUGGAUGACGCCUACGUGAAUGGCAAAGCUUGCAAGCUUUCCGGCAAAUCUGCUACAAUCGACACCGGAACCACCUACGUUCUAAUUCCCCCUGAUGAUGCAGCAGUUGUCUUCGGUCUUGUUCCCGGUUCAUCUGCAUCGGGCAGCAACCACAUCAUCCCAUGUAACACAAAUGUGACACUGGAGCUCGAGUUCUCGGGUGUCAAAUACUCCAUUUUACCCGAAGAUUAUGUUGGAAGUCCAACAGAAUCAGGCUCGGAUUCUUGCAUUUCAACCAUUGUCAGCUAUGCAUCUAAUGGAGUCAACACCUGGCUCGUCGGUGAUGUGUUCCUGAAGAACGUCUACACCGUUUUCGAUUAUGACAAUGCGCAGAUCGGCUUCGGAUCCCUUGCUUCUGGGUCAACCAAAGGCAAUGGAACAUCCACUGCACCCCCAACCUCAGCUACCGCAGCGGCGGCUGCCUCCAGUGCUAGCCAAGCUGCAGCUGAGUCUAGCGCCUCCACCGCCGCAACUUCCACAGUCUCCGGCAGCUCCGCAGCACCACUCAACCGUGGCAUUAGCUGGUCUAUGUUCACAGUCAUUCUCGGCGCUUUCUUCGUCUGA
Molecule: messenger RNA, 1422 nt
Organism: Penicillium nucicola
Lineage: Eukaryota; Fungi; Ascomycota; Eurotiomycetes; Eurotiales; Aspergillaceae
Product: pepsin-like aspartic protease
Exons: 1
Coding region: 1-1422 (473 amino acids)
Biological process (GO): proteolysis
Molecular function (GO): aspartic-type endopeptidase activity
Source: RefSeq, a predicted model, not a curated record